AAGUUGUAAAACUUUCUCAUGUAAACCACAUGGUUUUUAAAAUUUGAAAUGUUAUCUCUUUUUUGGCUAAAAUUUGUUGAAAACAAAAUUUUCAUUCACAAAAAGUCAUUACUUAUUCACUAACAGAAAUGACUAGCGCUGAGGAGUGUUUCUGUGCAGUUCUAUUGUGGAACAUGGCAAAUUAUAACCUAUAUAUAAUGAAAAAUCUCUACAAGUUGGAAACACUCGUCUACUGCACUUAUAUAUGCUAUGCGUUAAGUAUAAUUUACAGAUGUAUUUUCUCAAGUAGGUCAGCAUAUAUUAAUAGCCAAUGUUUGAACACAUUGGCAAAUGUACUGCCAUGUAGCAUACUAUCUUAUGAAUAUGCCAAGAACUGUGGAGUUUCAUACGCUUCAAUCUUAUUGGUCCUUCCUAUUAUGUUCAUGUUCCAAAGGAUUUCAGGUAAACAUGAAUACAUGUUUGAAAACAAUGUGCCCAUUGUGGAUCUCGCUCACAUCAUGUCUCUUUGCUGUAUGAUAUAUGUCGGUGGUGGGCGUAACGAUCCAUUGGCUUUAUUGACUUCAGCUUCCUUCGCUAUUCUGCAUUUUUCACUUAGGGAUUUGAUGGAAAUUGAAAACACACUUGUAACUGUACUCGUAUGCUUUUUCGGUGGAAGACUCCUUCAGCAAUUUCAGUAAAACUUCAAGACAUUAAAGUAAUUUUUUCCCCAGAAAUGGUUUAUCGAGUAUUUUGGUUUUAGUAAUAGUAAAUAGUAUUAAGUAUGUAAUUAUUUGUUUUACUUUUUUGUUAUACUAAAUUA
Messenger RNA from Cimex lectularius (bed bug), 799 nucleotides. RefSeq lists its product as uncharacterized. The transcript is spliced from 3 exons. The record is from RefSeq and is a predicted model, not a curated record. Lineage: Eukaryota; Metazoa; Arthropoda; Insecta; Hemiptera; Cimicidae. The coding region runs from base 129 to 677 and encodes 182 amino acids.